AAAGCCGACAAAAUUGGAAGAGGAACGACAAAAAGGAUUACCAUGGUUGCCGUUACUGAGUUUCAGAAGGUAGGAAUUGGUCUGGUGGGAUUUGGUUUAUUUUUUCUGCUCUUUGGUGUGUUGCUGUACUUUGAUUCUGUCUUGCUGGCCUUUGGGAAUAUUUUGUUUUUGACAGGUUUAACAUUCAUCAUUGGCUUCAGGAGGACAUCUCACUUCUUUUUCCAAAGACAUAAGUUCCGAGGCUCGUUCUUCUUCCUGGGAGGUGUGUCCCUGGUGCUGUGCCGGUGGCCAGUUAUUGGUAUGCUGCUGGAGGGUUACGGCUUCAUCCUUUUAUUCAGGUCUUUCUUUCCAAUGGCCCUGGGAUUUGUGCUGUCAGUGGUAAACAUCCCUUUCCUCAAUGCUUUUUUGCAGAGUGGCUCCAGCAUGGUCUGA
Phycodurus eques (leafy seadragon) is the source of this 432-nucleotide messenger RNA. It is a transcript of the gene golt1a, whose product is annotated as golgi transport 1A. Bases 43 to 432 code for a protein of 129 amino acids. NCBI's taxonomy places the organism in Eukaryota, Metazoa, Chordata, Actinopteri, Syngnathiformes, Syngnathidae. The record is from RefSeq and is a predicted model, not a curated record. The transcript is spliced from 5 exons. Gene Ontology annotation, cellular component: membrane; endoplasmic reticulum. Gene Ontology annotation, biological process: endoplasmic reticulum to Golgi vesicle-mediated transport; retrograde transport, endosome to Golgi.